CCAGCCGGGAAGCCCCGCCCCCGAAGCGUGAAGCAGCCUCUAGAGGCGCUCAGGCCUCGCCCACUUCCUGGUUCCAAAGGGCAGCGCACCUCCCGGACGUAGCAGGAGUGAUUGACAACGCGCGCGCCGUUCCAGGACGCGGGCUCUACCAGCUGCUAAACUGGCGGAAUGAUACGAUGAAACCUCUCUGUGACUGAAGCAUUACGUCUCCUUGGUUCAGACACCAUGAUCCAAUAAAGCAUGUUUAUUCGUUCCUUCAGUUGGAAGAAUGGCCCGUGUCUUUGUCUAUGGCACCCUGAAGAAAGGCCAGCCAAACAACCCACACAUGAUAAACGGUGCCCAUGGGACAUCCUUGUUCCAGGGAAGGGGACUCACAGUGGAGAAGUACCCCCUUGUGAUUGCUGGAAAGUAUAACGUUCCUUUUUUACUGAACAAGCCAGGAAUAGGGCAUCGGGUCUUGGGAGAAAUCUAUUCUGUGGACGACCAGAUGUUGCAAUUCCUGGAUGAGUUUGAAAGUUGCCCAGAUAUGUAUCAACGUACUUCAACGAAAAUUAAGGUGAUUGAAUGGGAAGACAAAAGCAGUACACCUGAAGGGAGAUCAGGUGUGAACAGCAUCCUGGAAUGCUGUGUGUAUAUCACCAGUACUUACCAGCCAGAGUGGGUACAUCUCCCUUACUACGACAACUAUGACUCCUUUGGGAAACACAAACUUGAGUAUGUGAUUCGAGAGUGCAGAAAUUAAAACUGGAAGAUGAAGCUGUCCUUUAAAAGAUAAUAUGAAGAUAUGGAGGAGUUGAAUCGAAUUGCCCAUACUUUUUCCUGGAAUACUUUUCACAGAUGUUUUCAAUUGUUGAUGGUUUCAAAUAGUCAGGUUUGCAAACACUAACUUGCCUAGUCAUGCAAGCUAACUAUAGUUAAGGAGUUUUCUGUUCUCUUGCUGUAAUUAUACUUUUUUUUUACACAAGGGAAAGAGGAAAUACAGUGUUUCCUCACUACUUCGUGGUUCACUUUUCGUGGAUUCGCUGUUUCGCGGUUUUUCAAUAAACUCUAAAAGACGAUUAUAAAUAAUAAAAAAAUUAGAAUUUACUGUCUAAGGGAGGGAGGGAGGAGAAGCCAAAGGAAGAAAAAAGGAGUCUAAGCAGAAACGGGAGGAGAAGGAGGCGAUUUAUCACCACACGAUUGGUUGAUAAAGACUUAAAAUAGCGUAUAACUACUAAAAUAAUGUAUAAAUAUUAAAAUAAAUAUAGUUCCCCUGCUUCGUGGAUUUGCACUUAUUGCGAGUGGUCCUGGAACCUAACCCCCGUGAUAAGUGAGGGAACACUGUAGUGCCUAUUUUUUAACCAGUAUAUGAGUGCAGGGGAGGGGGGAUUCAUUAUAACUCAUUAUAAACUUUUUAUUGCACAGCAUUCUCAUGGUAUGUGUCUCAAUAAAUAUGCUCUUAAUCUUAAAA
Molecule: messenger RNA, 1450 nt
Organism: Anolis carolinensis (green anole)
Lineage: Eukaryota; Metazoa; Chordata; Lepidosauria; Squamata; Anolidae
Gene: ggact
Product: gamma-glutamylamine cyclotransferase
Exons: 3
Coding region: 269-742 (157 amino acids)
Cellular component (GO): cytosol
Molecular function (GO): gamma-glutamylaminecyclotransferase activity
Source: RefSeq, a predicted model, not a curated record